This is a messenger RNA of Mytilinidion resinicola, 1229 nucleotides long. RefSeq lists its product as uncharacterized. The transcript has a single exon. The coding region runs from base 193 to 1044 and encodes 283 amino acids. NCBI's taxonomy places the organism in Eukaryota, Fungi, Ascomycota, Dothideomycetes, Mytilinidiales, Mytilinidiaceae. The record is from RefSeq and is a predicted model, not a curated record.
GGGAGUCACUACGUCCGGUGUUGCGCUCCAAUCGACCUUGUCCGCUCUUCGCCAAUUUACCCGUGACUGACUUCACCGUCCCCGCAUUCCUUUCGCUCGGCAGAACACGAUCCUUCUCCUCGCCGGCCCUUUCUCCCGGAUAUUCCACAGCUCUCUAACCAAAUAAACUCACGGCUUUCGAGCAACGUCACCAUGUCUCUCGCCCGUGCUAUGACAAAGCGCAUGCGACGCACAGAUGCUUCUCAGGCAGCGCCGACUCGUUCAGCGAGCGCAAGAAACCCUGGCCAACACAUCGACAGGAAAAAGAUCUCGAUGCCAGUCGCUUUAAUCUCAACGACGAACAUGCUAUCCUACAAUGCGCCGGAUAUCGCGACCAUGCGACAUGCCUCGAACGGUUCAACGUCAACAAACUUGUCCGGCGACGACUCUGAUCACACUACGUCUACAACUAGAUCUCGUUCUUCGUCGAAUCAUUCCCGCGAAACACUCACCGAUGCGUCUUCCGUGGGCUCGUCGCCAACUUCACCGGAGCCAAACCACCUGUCAUGUUACUUUCCGCCAGCAAACGCUACACGCGAGUCCAUAUCCUCUAGCAAGGUGAUUCGCAAGACCGAAUCCAUGGACUCCAUGCCUGCUGUUGCUGCAACUCUGUCAAGCCCAGCGAUCCCGCAGCGGGCACUCUCUCACAGCAAGCGUGCCCACGAGCGUAUUGCAAACAAGCGUUCGUUGCAAAACAUGAAGCCACCGAGCAGCAUCCACACCAGGGACUCUACUCGAUCAUCGUGCGAACAACGGACGUCACUAGACAUGUUCAAGAACACUCCUGAUGAACACCCGUUCGGAAAGGAGCUGGAGCAACUCAACGAAGUCGCCGAAGAAUUCGGCGGCGUCGUCCGGGACGCGGAAAUGGAGGAAGACAUGGCCGUCAUAGCCAAACUCGGCCUCGCCAAAUUCCGCGCUACAGACUACUUCAGCGAGAUUCAACCGCUCUUCAACAGCUUGUUUGAAACCCGAUACCUUGCUGCGCCAACGGCCUGGAUCUAAAGCACGAUGCAAACUCUCGACAGGACUGGAUCCUUGGAUGGACUGGCAGAUAUUCGGCCCAGAUUUUGCCCAAUACGCCAGCAGAACUUUCUUGUGCAUACUUAUAUUACAUACACCCCCUUUGAUUUCGUCACACUCACUUUUGAUACUCCCAUUUUUCCUUUGGUCCGGCUCGGGGGCAGGCG